Salarias fasciatus (jewelled blenny) is the source of this 1505-nucleotide messenger RNA. It is a transcript of the gene eif1, whose product is annotated as eukaryotic translation initiation factor 1. Gene Ontology annotation, molecular function: translation initiation factor activity. The coding region runs from base 157 to 498 and encodes 113 amino acids. NCBI's taxonomy places the organism in Eukaryota, Metazoa, Chordata, Actinopteri, Blenniiformes, Blenniidae. The record is from RefSeq and is a predicted model, not a curated record. The transcript has 4 exons. Gene Ontology annotation, biological process: translational initiation.
UCGACCAUCUCCAUUUUGUGUGAGCCGACGGAGCCUGCCGUUGUCCUCUCCCCGUGAAACCCGCGACACCCCGAAUCCACACGAAACCUGUCAAAGUUAGCCGACGAACCGCUCGCUAACCAAGUUAUUAUCCGAAGGGAAAGCAAAUCUUGUCGUAUGUCCGGUAUUCAGAACCUCACACAUUUUGACCCCUUUGCUGAUGCAAGUAAGGGUGAUGACCGCCUCCCAGCCGGGACAGAGGACUACAUCCACAUAAGAAUCCAACAGCGGAACGGCAGGAAGACCCUCACCACUGUCCAGGGCAUCGCCGCUGACUAUGACAAGAAGAAGCUUGUCAAGGCCUUCAAGAAGAAGUUUGCCUGCAAUGGGACAGUGAUUGAGCACCCAGAGUAUGGUGAAGUGAUCCAGCUUCAGGGAGACCAGCGCAAGAAUAUCUGCCAGUUCCUGAUCGAUAUCGACCUGGCCAAGGAGGAGCAGCUCAAAGUCCACGGCUUUUAGAAGCUGCUCGCAGCCCUCUCCCCUCCUCCUGCUCUCCUGAAAGGCCACCGAACCCCCCCUCCCCCCCUCCUAUGUGCUGCUGUUGCUCUUCCUCCCCCCUCUCCCCCCUCCGCAGCUCCUCUUAGCUAACACGUGAAUUACCUCUAACAAACAUGGGACUCUGUAACUCGGCCGACUCCCGACCACAGCAGGGGGCGUGCGCGCUCUCGCAGAGACACGCCACCGCAGCUCCACACACCAUCAGGGACGAGUGGUGAUGACCCCCCCCUCCCCUACACACACACUUCCUCCUUCCAUGCCCCCCCCCCUCCCUCCUCCCUCUUUGUUUAUCUUUUUAUUUUUUAGGUCUCGUGCCACAGUAAGGAGGCACCGUUUCAUGUAACGUUUUUUGUUUUGUACUUCAAUAAAACGAUGAGUCUCCGUACGCUGGAGUGGCGUGGUGUCCUGGGGAACGGAACGGGGCGGGGGGCCCGCCGGGGGUGUCAGUGUUUACCGCUGAGGAGGAGACGGGCGUGCAGGCCGUCGGAGGGAGGGCUUUAAGUUGUUUACCUCCUCUCAUUCUGCCCAGAUUGUUGUUUACGAGUCAGCCUCCACCCCAUCCAGCAGAUCAGUUUGUUUUUUGGCCGCGUUUCACCUUUGUUGCCAGUUUUUUUUUUUAAAUUUUAUUUUAAGUAUUGUCGGCGGUGCGAGUGAGGUGUGCGACGCCUGCCGAGUCCCUGUGCCGGGAGACGCAGUUGCGCGUUAGAGAAUCUGAGUUUUGUGGAGAGGUAUCCCGCUCCGGUGCUCCUCCGGCUCUUGUGUAAAUCCACCACCGAACCCUCGCCGUCAUCAUGGACACUCGAGUCUAAUUUUCCUGCAAUGCAAUAAUUUAUGAACAAGUUAGCGAUGCUGAUACAGUAACAUGGAAGCCAUGGCCAGUUCACACUGUGCUCACUGUGACUGCGGGUGGUCCAGAGUCUGUUUUGCAAAUUUUCCUCAUUUGGUUCAAUAAAAUUCCUGCAGUUUAA